This is a messenger RNA of Nanorana parkeri, 2449 nucleotides long. RefSeq names its product DEAD-box helicase 20 (gene DDX20). Gene Ontology annotation, molecular function: RNA helicase activity; RNA binding; ATP binding. Gene Ontology annotation, biological process: spliceosomal snRNP assembly. Lineage: Eukaryota; Metazoa; Chordata; Amphibia; Anura; Dicroglossidae. The coding region runs from base 43 to 2388 and encodes 781 amino acids. The record is from RefSeq and is a predicted model, not a curated record. Gene Ontology annotation, cellular component: SMN complex. The transcript is spliced from 11 exons.
UGAAGUCGAAGGUUGUGUCCCACCAUCUGUAAACAAAGAAACAUGGCUGCACACUCAUUAGGCUCUCGACCUCGAACAGGAGAUGUUCUUCAAGCUACAGGAGAGACUCAGGAUUUUAAAACUCUGCUGUUGUCACGGCCUGUACUUGAAGGCUUGGAGGCUGCAGGAUUUACCAAACCAUCUCCAGUACAGAGCAAGGCUAUACCACUUGGGCGAUGUGGACUGGAUUUGAUAGUACAGGCCAAGUCAGGGACAGGAAAAACGUGCGUCUUCACCACGGUGGCUUUAGAUUCUCUAAUUCUGGAAAACACUGCUACUCAGAUCCUGGUUUUGGCCCCUACAAGGGAAAUUGCAGUUCAGAUCCAUUCAGUGAUUAUUACUAUAGGUAGCCGUAUGGAAGGACUGGAGUGUCAUGUCUUUAUCGGAGGGACUCCACUGCCUCAGGACAAAGCAAAGCUAAAGAAGUGCCACAUAGCUGUAGGCUCUCCUGGCCGAAUAAAGCAGUUAAUAGAAAUUGGCUACCUCAGCACAGGCAGCAUUCGUCUUUUUAUUCUUGAUGAAGCAGAUAAACUUCUAGAAGAAGGGAGCUUCCAGGAACAAAUUAACUGGAUUUAUUCAUCUCUUCCGGCUAACAAGCAGAUGCUGGCAGUUUCAGCCACAUACCCACAAUCCCUAGCAAGAGCACUGACCACAUACAUGCGAGAGCCAGUGUUUGUCAGAUUGAAUACAACUGACCCUGGUCUUAUUGGGUUAAAGCAAUUUUAUAAAGUGGUAAAUUCACACCCACUUCCACACAAGACUUUUGAGGAGAAAGUACAACAUUUGCAAGAACUAUUCAGCAGAGUUCCAUUUAACCAAGCUUUAGUGUUCUCUAAUCUUCAUAGCAGAGCUCAACAUUUGGCAGACAUUCUUACAGCCAAGGGUUUCCCAGCUAUAUGUAUAUCAGGAAGUAUGAACCAAAACCAGAGACUUGAUGCAAUGUCCAAACUUAAGCAGUAUCACUGCCGUGUUCUUAUUUCAACCGAUCUUACUUCACGUGGUAUCGAUGCAGAGAAGGUGAAUUUGGUUGUAAACUUGGAUGUGCCACAUGACUGGGAGACGUACAUGCAUCGGAUUGGCAGAGCUGGCAGAUUUGGUACUUAUGGUCUGUCUGUUUCCUAUUGUUGUCGAGGAGAAGAAGAAAAUCUAAUGAUGGCAAUCGCUCAAAAGUGCAAUCUUCACCUGCAUCCUCUUCCUGAUCCAAUUCCAGAUGGAUUGAUGGAGGAGGCCUGUGACUGGGAUAUUGAAGUUACUCCAUUGAAGGACACAUCUGAUCAUUUAACUGCAAAAUGUAUACCUUCUCAAGCUAAACAAGAUGAUAUGGUAAAAAGUCAUCCUUAUCCAGAACACUCCAUGAACAGAACAGUUUCAAAAGCUGUUAAGUGUAAGCCUAAAAAGGCUGUCAAAAAGAAGACUACAGAGGGAGCCAGCUUAGAAGGGCUAUCAAAUUUAGAUACUUCUGGUUUACAGAAGAAACCGAAAGAUACCUGUAAGCCUACAGAAACGGUGGAGAACAUGGGGAUUGACAAUGGAGUACAGGACAUUCUUGAAAGUUCUCUACCACAAAUUCCAAGCUUAUCCUCUUUCAAGCGUCCUGUUGUUUGCACGUCAUCAUUUGCUGAGCUUGUUGAAGACUAUGAGCAGUUUAUUAAAGAAGGACUUGAAAAACACGUAGAAAUUAUACGCGUGUACACGGGUAGUGGAAGCCAUACAAACAGUCAAACCACCGAAACCCUGGAAGAAGAAAGUAAUGUAGUCAUGCUUUCAGAUAGGGCUGGUACCUUAGAAAUACAUGAGUUUAGUGGGAAUACAGAUGCGAUGACUGAAAGUAGUUCAUACAGUUCUUUGUCAGGAAGUGAUAGUGAAGCAUCUACUCGUUCAGAUGGGAAUCUGAGGUCUAUGGAACUUUCAAGUUCUUGCCCAGAUCUCUGCACUGAAAGGACAGAUGAAGCUGACGUUGGCCAAUUAAAUGUAAAAGGUUUCAAUGCAUCCCUAGAGGAGGUGCAUCAGUCAAGCUUAGUCAAAGCUAAAACUGAUUAUGUUGAGGAGCCAGUUUUCAGCAAUGUAAUAAAGCCUAGAAAACGAAGCAAAAAAGUAACUCCUAUUUCCAGUAGAGAGCUUUGCCAGGAAACUCGGGAUGAUAUGUACCAAUUGGACUAUGGAAAUCCAUCUGGGUUUCCUUAUGGCACAAUGAGGUAUGCUGAUUAUUGGCGAUCAUAUUAUCAUGCAUGGCAAACCUACAACUCUGCCAUUUCUAGUUCCUAUUACAGAAAAAUGUACAAAUGCUCCAACUGGAUGUCUGCAUAUCACAUGCACUCUGUCUACCUUCAUGAAAUGCUCAAGCCGUGAUUAGUUUCCUUAUUGCCACAGUAAAAAAGCCAUUUUUAUAAUGGACUGGUUUAUUUUUCUU